Panicum virgatum (switchgrass) is the source of this 725-nucleotide messenger RNA. RefSeq lists its product as uncharacterized. The transcript has a single exon. The record is from RefSeq and is a predicted model, not a curated record. Lineage: Eukaryota; Viridiplantae; Streptophyta; Magnoliopsida; Poales; Poaceae. Gene Ontology annotation, biological process: defense response. Bases 166 to 420 code for a protein of 84 amino acids.
CAAACCCGCGCGAGCUCGCGUACAACCCACCCAAGCAAGCAACACAGGCGCACGGUCGCACGCGCGCACCCACCUGCUCAGCCUUGAGGUUGGGGACGAGGACGAGGCGCGCUCGAUCGCGGCAGCUGCAGCUCGGCUACUGGGAUCGAUCGGCAUCGUCGGCUGAUGGCUUCCUCGUCGAGGCGGCUGCUCGCGGUGAUCUUCGCCAUGCUCGCGGUCAUCUUCCUCGCGGGCGCGGGCGUCGCCGGCGCCGCGAGGCCGGCGCCGACGAGUGGCGGCGGGAUGCGCGGCGGGGACGAGGCCGCGGCGUACUUGGUGGUGGACCCGGCGGCGGCGGUGGUGGAGAAGGCGAGGGAGACGGUGGAGAUGCUCAUGGCGAGGCUGCCGGCGGGGCCCAGCCCCAGGGGCCCGGGUCACUAGGGAGGGAUCUUCGGAUCGGAUCCGUUUGCAGGCCUUGGGCUGAUUACGAUUACUACGAGCAUGCAUGCAUGCAUACAUACAUACAUACAUACAUACAUAGGUUGAUGAUGCCAUAGGAAACUGUAUAUACUCUGCCGAGGCAUGUAGUUGCAUUGGUGUCUUGGUUACAAGAUUCUUUGAUAUUUUUUUUUGUUUUUAAAUUCUUGGUUACUAGCAUAGGCUGUGCACAAAACUUCUAUUUCUAUAUUCCACAAUAUUUCUCAAUGAGAUUAUAUAAAUUAAAUUUAAAGGAGGAAUUCUUGCAA